Dufourea novaeangliae is the source of this 915-nucleotide messenger RNA. RefSeq lists its product as uncharacterized. The record is from RefSeq and is a predicted model, not a curated record. The transcript is spliced from 2 exons. Bases 1 to 915 code for a protein of 304 amino acids. NCBI's taxonomy places the organism in Eukaryota, Metazoa, Arthropoda, Insecta, Hymenoptera, Halictidae.
AUGGAAGAAAAAGAAAGAGAGGGACAGACAAGAAAGGAAGGAGAGUGGAAAGCAGUGAUAUUAGAGGUAAUGAAGGAGGUAGGAAGAGCACUGGAAGAAUUAAAGAAGGAAAGGAAUACACAAAGAGUGUCACAAGGGGGAGGAGUUAUUAGAGGAGAGCAAAACAUUCAAGCAGAGAUCAGGGUCAUUAAUAAGAAAUUAGAAAAACAAGAGAGGGUGGAGAGGAAAAAUAAUAUUGUAAUCAAAGGGUUAAAAACAAAGAUGACUGAGGCGAAAGAGAAAGUUAAAGAAUUUUUAGAAAAAAAAUUUAGCGUAAAGAAAGGAGUGGAAAGGAUUGAAACAAAGGGAAGAGAACAAGAUGUAAGUAUAGUGAUAGUUCACUUAGAAAGUUUGGAGAUAAAACAGGAGUGGGAGGGAGAUUAUAACACCAGAAUAGGAAACGAAGGAAGUAUACAUAGAGGACAGAAUGAGGAGGCAAGAGCAAGUAGAAAGUCAAAAGAUGAAGUAAGGAACAAAGAAGGAGAAAGAAUAAUAAAAUGGACGGAAAAAGAAGGUCUAUACAUACCCAAUGGAAAUAUAAAAGGAGACGAAGAAGGAGAAUACACGCAAGUGGAAAAAAGAGGCGCAUCAGUUAUCGACUAUAUAAUAGUCAACAAGGUCGGAUUGGACGAAGUGGAAAAGUUACAAGUGGAUGAGAGAAUAGGAUCGGACCAUCAGCCGCUGAAGUUGGUAGUAAAAGCGAGUAGGGGUAGUCACCCAGAAAAAGCAGAGAGAUCGAGAAAGAGAAAAUUUGUUGGAACGAAGACAAUAAAGAGAUACAAGGAAGCUACAAGAGAAAUAACGUACGACGAGGAGAAGGAGAGAAAUAGAGCAUGGGAGAGGUUAAAAGAAGUAGGAAACGAUAAAGUAGGGUAA